This is a messenger RNA of Rosa rugosa (rugosa rose), 1506 nucleotides long. Its product is annotated as probable glutamyl endopeptidase, chloroplastic. The record is from RefSeq and is a predicted model, not a curated record. Gene Ontology annotation, molecular function: serine-type endopeptidase activity. The transcript has 7 exons. Lineage: Eukaryota; Viridiplantae; Streptophyta; Magnoliopsida; Rosales; Rosaceae. Bases 641 to 1192 code for a protein of 183 amino acids. Gene Ontology annotation, biological process: proteolysis.
AAUGGGGGUUGCUGCAAAGUGUUUAAUUAAUCAAAAUGUGGUUGCAAAGCUGCUGCAAAGUGUUGGGAGCUGCAAGCUGAACAGGCGUGCUCUAGUGCAGCACGUAAUGAUACCAAGCAGGCGUGUGGUGGCUGGCGGAGCGGCAGCUGACAAUGGAACAGACAGAGUAGCGGCAGCUGACAAAGGGAUUGAGCCAAGAUACUCCCACAGCUGCUGAUGAAUUGGGCCAAGACUUUUACAAAACUAUACUGUGAUUGUCGCGGAAAGCAACCACGAAGCGGAUCGGACCUAAGAACCAAAGAAGAGAUUUGACGGAGCAGAGCGGCGGCGGCGGCGGAAGAAAGAGGAAGGAUUCCAGGGAUGUCGGUCACUUCACUCCAGCAUUUAGGGAUGUAGGCCACCUUUGUCGAUCCAACAUGGACUGUUUUGGAGAAUAUGCUAAACCAAUUUUUGCUUGCUCCAAAUAGCAAUUUGAUCUGGACCAACUAUUCCUAUUAUUGGUGAGGGUGAUGAUGAAGCAAAUGAUCGGUAUGUGGAGCAAUUGGUUGCAAGUGCAGAGGCUGCUGUGGAGGAAGUCAUUCGACGUGGAGUGGCCCAUCUAAAGAAAAUUGCUGUUGGGGGACACUCAUAUGGGGCAUUCAUGACUGCAAACCUACUGGCACAUGCUCCUCAUCUUUUUGCUUGUGGAAUUGCUCGUUCUGGUGCUUACAACAGAACACUUACUCCUUUCGGUUUUCAUAAUGAGGAAAGAACUCUUUGGGAGGCUACUAGUACUUAUGUGGAGAUGAGUCCUUUCAUGUCAGCUAAUAAAAUUAAGAAGCCAAUCUUGGUUAUCCAUGGAGAGGAAGACAAUAAUCAAGGGACUUUAACCAUGCAGUCCGAUCGUUUCUUUAAUGCUCUGAAAGGUAAUGGUGCUCUUUGCCGCCUUGUGAUUCUUCCCUUUGAGAGCCAUGGCUAUGCUGCAAGAGAGAGUAUCAUGCAUGUGCUAUGGGAAACUGACAGGUGGUUGCAAAAAUAUUGUGUGUCAGAGACUUCUGAUGUAAAUGUUGAUCAAGAUGCAUGUAAAGACAAUAUAGGCAGAGGAUCUACAAAUUCUGAAAGCAAAGCAGUGGCUACUGGCGGAGGCAGUGGCUCAGAAGUGUCAAAUUCUGAGCAUGAAGUAGUUGACUCUUUGCCGAGGUCAUUGUUAUGAAUACAUUGCUGCUCUUGGCUGCUGAGGAAUAUAAGUUCGUUCGCAGAUCAUUGUGGUGUACAAACUAUUUCAGAAAAGCAUGAUGCUCACUCCUGUGAAAGCGCAAUAGCAAUAUGCUUCCUCAGGUGCAAUUUUUAUUUGUACUAGUGGUGUACUAUUCAAAAUUGUAACCCAAAUUUAUUUCCCUCCAGUAUGCUUUCUGCACCAUAAUAUUUAAAAUGGUGAAUGGUCAAUCAGCUUGGGGGAGGAAGUUGGGGUGAGGGGAGAUUAGGACCAAGACAUUCUAUCUGUUGGAGUAAAAUAUUUGUUUAUUA